AAAAAAAAAAAGAAAAAGAGAGAGACUUCGUUAUUUGUCUUUUUUUCUCCGCCUUGAACACUUCUAUAACACUUUUUUGAUCACUGUUAAACUUACCCUGACGGUUGGGUACCAUUUCAUGUCAUGCAUCAGCAGCAUCUUCAUUCUCGACAAAGAGUGCGAAUGCAAAGUGCCGAUGGUUAUGUGGCGAAUUCAAAAACAGCACGGACGUCAUCGUUACCGGCAGAAUCGAGAAGACCCUCUUACAGCAGUCCAACCAGCAAUUCCUUCCAAGUAUUAGAUGAUACCCCACCAUCGUCACCAUCCAUCCCAUCGUCGCAAAAGAAAAAGAAGAAGAAGAAAUCGCCUACCGUUGUACUUUCAACCUCGCCCCAGUUGGUGCCUACGGGCGACCAUGCAUCGCCUGUGGAUGCCGAUAACCAAGUGCCAACGGACCUGCAUCAUUCGAAUAAAGUAUACCCCGCAUCAUGUCCCACCAGUCCUUUGGCCACCGCCGAUGGCUACAGUGGCGCAAGAAAAGAGAGUAACCACACCAACAACUACGACACCCAUUCUGGGAAAUUAUCAAUCUCCUUUUGGGAUUAUCUGCGUGAUGAAUUAACCGUGUCCGACUUUGACAGCGCCCAAGAGUUGAAGCGCGAACGAGUCACCAACUUUUUGGCCGUGCCGGGGGCAGUAGAAAAGCUGAUGGUAUUUGGAUUUGUUGUCUGCCUCGAUUCGUUCCUCUACACCUUUACCAUUCUUCCGCUACGAUUCUGCUUGGCUCUGUAUAACUAUUCUCGAUAUAUUGUGGACAAUACAAAAGUAUUCUUCACGAGGCAAGGAAGAUAUGCUCGUCUGCGGCCGUCACAAAAAUGCGACUUGCUGAAAGGCUUCCUUAUCAUGAUUACUUGCUUAGCUAUGUGGUCAUUAGAUCCAUCAAGACUGUAUCAUUCCAUUCGCGGUCAAGCCGUGCUGAAACUGUACGUUGUAUUCAAUGUGCUGGAAAUCUGCGACAAAUUAUGUUGUUCCGUUGGCGUGGAUAUUCUCGAUGCAUUAUUUUCAAAAUCGACUCUUGGCAACGCGGAGCAAGGAACAGGCACGACCACUUAUGCAAGACGGCACUUGCGACCAUUUACAUUGUUUCUGCUAGCCACCGGGUAUAUGGUGAUUCACACUACGGUACUCUUCUUUCAAAUGAUCACGAUGAAUGUGGCCAUCAAUUUUUACUCGAAUGCCUUGCUCUCGUUGCUUAUUUCCAACCAAUUUGUCGAGAUCAAGCAAGCGGUAUUUAAGAAAUUCGAAAAGGAGAAUUUAUUCCAACUUAGUUGUAGCGAUAUUGUGGAGCGAUAUCAACAGUUUGCAUUCUUGGUCAUCAUUACCUUGCGAAACGUUGUUGAAUUAUCGGAUUCGUCGCCGUCGUCUAUUUUACCUUCGACCUUUGUACCUUUGUUCAAGUUACCUGCCACUACAUCGUUCAAUGCUCUUAUGACGCCGGUCGUCAUGGUUAUUGCGUCGGAACUCAUGGUAGAUUGGGUGAAACAUGCUUUUAUUACCAAAUUCAAUCAAAUUCGCCCCAGCAUCUACGGCAAAUACGUGGACCUGUUAUGCAAAGAUUUGGUGGUUGGAAGUCCCGGACGAUUGAGCGGCCAGCGAAAUGCUUUCAUUGAUCAAUCACCGGUGGUAUCGCGCAGAAUUGGAUUCCCAGUGCUGCCUUUGGCAUGCUUGCAUGUCCGUAUGAUGCAGCAGCUGUUGCCCAUGAUUUUCAUGUCUUAUGGAGGUGGUGGACAAACGACGCAUCAGGCAUCGCCAACGUCUUCGAUGAUGACUCAAAGCUUACUUCGUUAUUUGAUGGAUCAUCAAGCGUUUGUCAGUCGAAUGUUACCAGCCCGGAUUCACUUGAUUGUUCUGUCCAUGGUGAAAUGCGGUUGGAUCGAAAGUGUGGUGGAUCGUGGAUUACGGCUGCUCACGUGGAUAUUGUUGGUGACGGUAUUGGCGUUAAUUCUUUUGGCACUCAAAGUAUUGGUGGGGACCACAUUGCUUGGUUUUGCGUACAAGCGGUACGCCAGUAUGGAAGCUCGGGAUGACAUUGAAAAAGAAAAAGAUAAAGCUAUGAAGGAAAUGGGAAAGGAAGAAGAGGCGUAUCAUAAAGGACUGAAGCAUUAUCUGGAUGAUCCAUCGGAUAAUAUUCUGGGCAAAAUGCCUGUCAAGUACACAUUGGAAAAUGUGGAUCGUUUUUCCAUGGUUAGAAGUAGAAUUCCGUAAUUGUUCAUAAUCCUACCAUUCAUCUGUAUCAUGCCCCACUAUAGAACAAAUAACUUUUAACGUUCAAAACAAGAAUAGUACACGCUUUUACCAAUAUUUUGAUCUCACAGUUGGGAGUGGGAAGCAAAUU
Messenger RNA from Radiomyces spectabilis, 2374 nucleotides. RefSeq names its product eukaryotic membrane protein family-domain-containing protein. The coding region runs from base 124 to 2244 and encodes 706 amino acids. Gene Ontology annotation, biological process: maintenance of protein localization in endoplasmic reticulum. Gene Ontology annotation, cellular component: endoplasmic reticulum membrane. The transcript is spliced from 9 exons. The record is from RefSeq and is a predicted model, not a curated record. NCBI's taxonomy places the organism in Eukaryota, Fungi, Mucoromycota, Mucoromycetes, Mucorales, Radiomycetaceae.